Molecule: messenger RNA, 1078 nt
Organism: Malania oleifera
Lineage: Eukaryota; Viridiplantae; Streptophyta; Magnoliopsida; Santalales; Ximeniaceae
Exons: 6
Coding region: 169-837 (222 amino acids)
Molecular function (GO): nucleic acid binding
Source: RefSeq, a predicted model, not a curated record
AUUUAAUUUCUGAAAAGCUAAGGAAAUUUUCACAAUUUUCCCUUUCCAAAGCACUCUGCCCGACUUCAUGCUCCUCUCCCCGCUGCGUAUCGCCUUGCUCGCUCAACCCAACCCUCAGAAGAACUUCUCAUCGUUCAUUACCACCCCCGAGCACUCCCGUUGUCGAAUAUGAGUCUGCUUGGAAAUACGAUCAGAUCGAGCAUGCUUCGUGGAAUCAUCAAGCCAAAUGCCAGCCUCCCUUCGCUGCUGCGCCAAUCGCCGAGAUCUUUCUCGACUGAAGCUGAGCACCCUCAGGGCUCCCCCAUCGAUCCAUUUCUUCAAACCCCAAGCACAGGUCUGGUUUACGGGAGAUUAGUUGGUAUUACGAAAUAUACAUUGAAGACAGACAUUAUCAAUAUGCUCGAAGGAUGCAAUUUGAGUAUCGAAGAUGUUAAAGUUGAUUACAACCGCUCCUACGCACCGGUUAAUAUGAUGCUGCAAUUCUGUUCCCGGGAUGCGUAUGAUACUGCUAUUAGGACUAUUAACAGGAGGGAUCGGUUAUACAGACUAGAGAGGGCUGAUCGGUCACAGUGGGAUAUGCUUACACCAUAUGAUGGGAAGUAUUUGUUGUUGCUAGGAAUCCCUCGCAAUGCGCUUCAAGAUGAUGUAGAACGCUUCCUCUCUGGUUGCGAAUUUGAUGCAUCCUCCAUCCAGAUGUUUGUCAGGCCAAUGUUCCCGGACAGCAUAAGAUUGGCACUCGUGCGUUUUCCUUCGCAAAUCCAGGCAAUGAGUGCAUUCAUUAUGAAGAACAGACAUUUCUGUCUCAAUAACCAAAUUUUGGUUCGAGUUCUUCAGUGAUAGGUCCCCUCCCUCAUUGUCCUUCUUUGCCUUGCUUUAGAUACAGGAUGAGACACCAAGCCUAGGCUUUUCAGAGUGACAUUUAAAUUAUAAUUCUGUGGUUUAUAAUGGCAUGUAUUUUGGAACUUUAUUUUUUCUCCAAUGGUUCCAACAGGGCUGCAUCUGGAACUUGUCUCUAACUCCUCUAGGAGAGAUUGUCGAGUCUAAUUUCAAGUUUUCUAGCAUGUUAUUUGUUCUAAAA